CAUGCGGGCGGCCCGCGCCCCCCGCCGCCUGCAGCCCGGGCCCCCGGCCGAGCGCCAUGGAGCUGAACGCGGGAGGUGUGAUUGCCUACAUCAGUUCUUCUAGCUCAGCCUCCAGCCCUGCCUCCUGUCACAGUGAGGGUUCCGAGAGCAGCUUCCAGUCCUCCUCUUCUGUUCCAUCUUCUCCCACUAGCUCAAAUUCUGACGCCAACGGCAAUCCAAAGAAUGGGGAUCAGUCCAGCAUUGAGAGCAUCCUAAAGAGUGACCGGGGAGAUUGUCCUGUGAAGUCCAGCAAGCCCAGUGUUCCUGGCAUGACAAAGAGUCACAGUGGUUUGACAAAAUUUAGUGGCAUGGUUCUACUGUGUAAAGUCUGUGGGGAUGUGGCGUCAGGAUUCCACUAUGGAGUUCAUGCUUGUGAAGGCUGUAAGGGCUUCUUUCGGAGAAGCAUUCAGCAGAACAUCCAGUACAAGAAGUGCCUGAAGAACGAAAACUGCUCCGUCAUGAGGAUGAACCGGAACCGCUGUCAGCAGUGCCGCUUCAGAAAGUGCCUGUCUGUGGGCAUGUCCAGAGAUGCUGUUCGGUUUGGUCGGAUUCCUAAGCGUGAAAAGCAGAGGAUGCUGAUUGAAAUGCAAAGUGCGAUGAAGACCAUGAUGAACAGCCAGUUCAGUGGUCGCCUGCAGAAUGACCCCUCAGGAGAACAUGAGGAGCAGACGACCUUAGUGCACGAGCAGCUGCGGCCCAAGCCCCAGCUGGAGAAGGAGAGCGUCAGGGGCUCCCCUCCUCCCCCCUCUGAUUUCGCAAAAGAAGAAGUGAUUGGCAUGGUGACUCGAGCCCACAAGGACACCUUUCUAUAUAAUCAGGAGCCGCGGGAGAGCUCAACUGAGAACAUGCAGCCCCAAAGAGGAGGCAGGAUUGCGAAGAACAUGGAGCAGUAUCAUUUGAGUCUCGACUGCUGUGGCAAUGGGCUUGGCCACAGGGCCUGUAGUGAGAGCCAACCGCACCUCAGUGGACAGUACAAAGGGAGGAACGUCACGCAUUACCCCAGUGGGCAUGCCAUUUGUCUUGCAAAUGGACGUUGUGUGAACUUCUCCAGUGCUUACACUCCAAGAGUGUGUGAUAGAGCUCCAGUAGAGGGGGGCUCUCGGAACGAGAGCAGUAGUUACCUGUGCAGCACUGCAGGGAGGAUGCAUCUGGUUUGCCCAAUGAGUAAGUCUCCCUAUGUGGACCCUCAGAAGUCGGGGCAUGAAGUCUGGGAAGAGUUUUCCAUGAGCUUUACCCCAGCAGUGAAAGAAGUGGUGGAAUUUGCAAAGCGUAUUCCUGGAUUCCGAGACCUCUCUCAGCAUGACCAGGUCAACCUUCUAAAGGCUGGGACUUUUGAGGUUCUAAUGGUUCGAUUUGCCUCAUUAUUUGAUGCAAAGGAGCGGACUGUUACCUUUCUCAGUGGCAAGAAGUACAGCGUGGAUGACUUGCACUCAAUGGGAGCAGGGGAUCUGCUCAACUCUAUGUUUGAAUUCAGUGAGAAGCUGAAUUCCCUCCAGCUCAGUGAUGAGGAGAUGAGCUUGUUCACUGCUGUCGUCCUUGUAUCUGCAGAUCGGUCUGGAAUUGAAAAUGUGAACUCUGUGGAAGCAUUGCAAGAAACGCUCAUUCGUGCACUAAGGACCUUAAUAAUGAAAAAUCACCCAAACGAGGCCUCCAUUUUUACAAAACUACUUCUCAAGUUGCCAGAUCUUCGAUCUUUGAACAACAUGCACUCCGAGGAGCUCUUGGCCUUUAAAGUUCACCCGUAAGGCCUUGUUCAUUUGAACGUGAACUGGCGCUCACUGUACAUCUUACGCCAGCUGCUUAUUUACAUGUGUGUACCUGUGUGGAGGUAGAGAAGACCUUGCAGACCAUACCAGAUCGUAGGCUGGCUCGCAACCAUACAGCGGCUACUUGGAUGGGGACUCAUUGCCGGGAUCGGACACUGACUCCAUCUCCCCAGUGACCAGUCAGCUGUGUUGCACUUAGACUGGAGAAGCUGCAUUGAACAUCGUCACACUGAAUGUUAGACUUUCUCAUCUGCCAAAACCAAAUAUCCACUUUGAUCUCCCUGGGGUAGGAGUAGACCAGGCACAGUGCAGGAGGACUCAGGUCAAGCCUCUGUGGCAGUUCUGUUCGGUUGUCAACUGGCAGUCAGAGGUUCUGGGAGCUGGAGGUCUCCACAUGGCUCAUUGCAAUGUCAGCAUGUGACCCUGCCAUGACUGGUUGUGAAAAACAAGAACUGCUAAUGUCCCCAAUAUUCCCUUCACAGGUGUACUAAACAUGUCCAUAGAGCAUCUUUACCUCCCGGGAGAUAGGCACUAUGUAUAUAUGGUGACAUUUUUAUUAUCAUCGCUCAUGCUGUUCUUUUCUUACUUCUAAGCAUUUCUGGGAAAACAUUUCACAGUCCACACCGAUCUGUUGUUCAGGGUUCCUGCAUAAGCGUGGGGUAUCCCACUGAUGACAUAUAUUCCAAUUUAUGUCAGAUCACAUACGUUGUAUGUGUACAUAGUAUGAAUGUGAACAUAGUUAUACAUAAGAUCCUUCACAAUAUUUUAAACUGUGAAGAACUUUAUCAUAAAACAAACUGAAAAACAAGAGGUGUUAAAGGACCCAAAUUAGGUGCAUUUUACCUGCUGCUGCUGCAUAAUCACUGCUUUACAAUGUUUAGCCCAUAGAAUAUUGAAUUUAUGCUCUAUUUUUGUUUAAACAACACUUAAUGUAAAAGUGCAAUGGGUAGUCAAGUCCAGAUUUCAAAGAAUAUGUAUUUUAGAGUACAUCUUUGAUAACACCUGUAGUUGUACGUACUAGUUGUUUAAGGUUGACUCUGAUUCUUACCUUGUGCUAAAACUGUGUCACUGCUCCUUACAUGCUGCAGCUGGAAGGUGAGUGUUGGAAUUCCUUCUGGAGAGUGGAUUCCUGCUUGGGGAAACUGUUUACCCUGUUGGCAUGUGUGCGUGCGAGCAUGCAUGCAUGUGUGUUCUGAGUCCACUUUGUUUCUUUCCCUAAUAACAGUACAGGAAUUUUUUGUCAAAGUAGAUUUAAUCCAUAAUUUGAAAAAUCAUUUAGAGUAUGACCUAUAGACCUAGACAUACAGUGGUCAUAGACUUGUUAUAUACAAGUCUAAUAAUGGGCUUCAUUAAAUUGAUGGAUAAGCCUGUUUUUAGCAGCAGGAGAAGUAGCCCAUAUUGAGGAUGUCACGUAUCUGUUUUUCCCCCUGAAAGAUUGCAAUGAAUUGGAUUUCUUGGGUAAUGAUUAUUUUCUUUAUAAUGUUUGCAUUAUAUGAAAAUGUUAAGUGUCCAGAGCUCACUUUACUGUACCAGGCUGUUACUUUCAUGACGUGAGUGGAAUGCCUUAUUUUGUAACUUUGUUUAACUUGCUGCUACUAGGAUCUGAAUUUCUGUGGCACUAGUUAAGUAAGUCCAAGAAAGAUGAGCCCUCACUGUAAAGAAGAAAGGCGACCAUGAUGUCUGUAAUGCAGUUGAAACCAUACUUGUGGUUUACCUUAGGAGGUACGACUUUUAUGGGUUAUACAGUUAGUUAUUGUGAAUUCUUUACAUGAUAACAUUAUGUUUUAAUAAUUUUUUCUUAAGACAAAUGCAUAGUUUUUUUUCUAUGGGGGAAAGAACGAGCUUUUUGAAGUAACAUUGAAACCCUCAAAGAUUGUGUUGUUUCUUCAGUUUUGCCUUCUGCAUAAGCGUCUUUUUAAUGUGUAUCUUUAAAGUAACUCUUUAGGGCUGCAGAGCCAAAACUAUGUUAUUUAACUAUGUUAUGGCGUAUAAAACUUGAGUUAGGUUCAACAUAUACAUGUAUACAUUCAUAGAUAGGUAUAUACAUUUUGUCUUGUAAAAUUUUAUUUGAAUAAUUCUUGUAGAUAAUGGGAACCAAAAUUAGUAGUUCAUAUGCCACUCUUAGUAUUUCUGGAUUUGAAAUUAGCCCAGAUAUGAAAGUUCUAACUAUCAAAUUAAACCAGCAGCCUAAUACAAGCACAUUCUUUUUAUUGAGUCAUGGUUAUAGACUAAUGACAUCAACCAGUUAGGGAACAUCUGAGUCAGUGGGACACUGUUGAUUAAUUAAUAUGUACUGUGUGGAUUAAGUGAAGCUUUAACUCUGAUUUCUCAAUUUAAAAUUAAAAUAUGGGCAUUAUGUCAGCAGACUUAAGGGCAUUAUGUCAGCAAGCUGACCUCUCCCCCUAUGCUUUUGGUAUAUCUUCACAUGAUCGCAAAGAGAGGGUUCCAGCUUCCAGAGAGAAAUAGCUGAGGGCAGGGGAUGAAGCUUGUUCUCAUGGUAAUGGUAUAAUUACAGAUUGAGAGAUCAGAAGGAAAUGCUAGUGGAUUAAGUGUAUAGCUUUCAUGUCAACAUUUCCAGAAGACCAUUGUACCUUGGUAAGGAAUGCUGUGUAGUAAGUAUAGUUGCAAAGCCAGGCUUAGAAGCUCAGCUAGACGCAUUCCUGUGCACGAGAGGAGCACCUGUCUUAACUCUUCUUUUCAUUUCCAAUAUAAUGUUUGCUGAAUGUACAAGAAGAGUUUAUCACUUAGGACAAUAGGAUUUUUUAGGGGCUGGGGAGGGGCUAUGUUAGGGAACCAUUAUCUAUAAAUGAAGAUAGUUGAUUUGAUGCAAAAAAUUAAGACUCAAAACUGUUCUUGAGCCAACAUGGAAAAAUAAGAUGGGUGUUAAAAACAUUAUCGAAAUGUGUUGUUAACAGGAUAUGAAUUAAGUUUAUUUUCUAUGACCUGUAAUCAGGGAGGACAUGGGAAAUACUGACAUGUUCCUGUGAAGUGAUCUGUACAUGGGCGGGAGGGUGUAAUAAAUAUUAUUUCUAACCAGCA
Jaculus jaculus (lesser Egyptian jerboa) is the source of this 4844-nucleotide messenger RNA. It is a transcript of the gene Nr1d2, whose product is annotated as nuclear receptor subfamily 1 group D member 2. Gene Ontology annotation, biological process: cell differentiation; negative regulation of transcription by RNA polymerase II; positive regulation of transcription by RNA polymerase II. The transcript is spliced from 8 exons. Gene Ontology annotation, molecular function: RNA polymerase II cis-regulatory region sequence-specific DNA binding; zinc ion binding; nuclear receptor activity. Lineage: Eukaryota; Metazoa; Chordata; Mammalia; Rodentia; Dipodidae. The record is from RefSeq and is a predicted model, not a curated record. The coding region runs from base 57 to 1784 and encodes 575 amino acids.